Messenger RNA from Nezara viridula (southern green stink bug), 2784 nucleotides. Lineage: Eukaryota; Metazoa; Arthropoda; Insecta; Hemiptera; Pentatomidae. The record is from the annotation of a GenBank genome assembly.
AUUGAAUUUGAAUUUUUAAAAUUUUCAAUUUCAGGCUGAUGUUUGUCGUGCUUAUCAAAUUCUUCACAGUAAUGGAAUCCCUGAUGAGAACAUAAUUGUUAUGAUGUCUGAUGACAUUGCCUUCAAUCAAGAUAAUCCAACCCCUGGUGUGAUUAUCAACCACCCAGGUGGACCAAAUGUUUACAAGGGUGUUCCAAAGGAUUACACAGGAAAAAAUGUUACAGCUGACAACUUUUUGAAUAUCCUUACCGGAAACAAAACUGCCAUGAGGGGUAUAGGUAGUGGUAAAGUUAUUGAAAGUGGUCCAGAUGACUUGGUGUUUAUUAACUUUGUGGAUCAUGGUGGUGUUGGAGUCCUUUAUUUUCCAAAUGAAGAACUAUAUGCAGAUGAGUUUCUCGAGGCAAUUAACUUAAUGUCAACUAAGUCAAAAUAUUCAAAGUUAAUAAUGUAUGUUGAAGCUUGCCAUGCAGGUUCCAUAUUUGACAAUAUGCUCCCAGACACAACAAGAGUUUUUGCUCUUACUGCGGCUGAUCCACACGAAAGUUCCUAUGCCUGUUAUUACGACAAGCAGAGGGAAACAUAUUUAGGUGAUGUCUUCAGCAUCAUAUGGAUGAACGACACUGAACACGAAAGCUUGCCCAGUGAAAGCCUUCAUCAUCAGUUUGAAAAAGUCCGUACUUACACCAACACUAGUCAUGUUGAGGAAUAUGGUGAUUUGGAUAUCGGUAUAACAAAACUGAAAGAUGUUUUAGGAUUCAAAAUGAGAUUGAUGAAAUCAAUGGGUGGAUUAAAUCCAUCUUACAGUAGUACGGUUGUCAAGCCACAACAUCCUAUGGAUACUACAGAUAAUAUGGAUAUCCCCCUUGACCUUCUCGACAAGAAGAAAAGUACUACCAAAGAUCCAGAGAAAUGUAAAGCUCUUGAAUCAGAAAUUGAUGACCUAAAUAAACAAGAGGAAUCCACCGCAAAAGAGAAAAAUACAAGCCAUAUAGCAGUGAUGUUUCUCUUCGAACGCCAUUCUUCUGAAGCAGAUAGAGAAAGACUGAGGAUCUUACCGGAGGCUGAUAUUUACCAUGCUUAUCAAAUUAUCAAGAGGAACAGGAUACCUGAUGAAAAUAUAGUUGUGAUGGUGAAUGAUGAUAUUGCGUAUCAUAGCAGUAAUCCAACUCCUGGUGUCAUCAUCAACUACCCAGGAGGCCCAAAUGUUUAUGAAGGACUUCUCAAGGAUUACACUGGUGCGAUGGUGAUGUAUAUUGAAGCUUGCUUUGCUGGUUCCUUAUUUGACAAUAUGCUUCCUGAUGACAUCAAUGUAUUUGCGAUUACUGCUGCUGAUGCUAGAGAGCCAUCUGAAGGAUGUUUCAGAGACGAUGAACAGAAUACAUGGCUAAGCAAUGUCUUCAGUACCCUCUGGAUGAGUUUUGCAGAACAUGAGAGUUUCUCAGAAAAAAGUCUUCAUCAUCAUUACGAAAAGGUUCGGAGCUAUACAAACACAAGUCAUCCACAGGAGUAUGGUGAUCUGGAUGUGGGUGUAAUGAAAUUGAAAUACAUAAUUGGAGAGAGAGUAAAGACAAAAAGAAGAUUGCCACCACGUAUCACACCAUUACCAACAGAUGUGAUAAACAGUAUCGACAUUCCCCUUCAAAUUCUUGUUGAGCAAAUAAGAGCCGCUACCGAUCCUCUGAAGAAAAAACAGCUCAAAUGGGAACACAAAAGUCUCAUUGAGAGAAGGGAAUCACUUGAUAAAUUAUUCAAUGACAUAAUGGAAAAAGUGACAGAAAAUGACAAAAUAAAACUGAAUGAAUUGAGAACAUCAAAAAUGGGUUUGAACAGGGGUCACACUGCUGUAAUCAAUGGACUUCGGAAGGUAUUUCGGUUUGAAGAAUGUCAAAAAAUCAGAACCAAGGAUCGAAGAUCAUUUUCCAGCGGUGUUCGCAUCGGUGGAUCAUGUGGUGUGGAUCCUAACGGCCUAUUUCUUUUUCAUCGUAAUCGGCCAAAAAGUGAUGUUUAAGCGGAAACCAGUAAAAUUAGGGUUUAUCAUGCCACUUUACAACAUUUUGCAAGUUAUAGCCAAUUUGUUUUUGGCACAGUGGGUUGUUGAACGCUGUUCUGCAGCUUACGGAAUCUUCGGUGUGUGGAGUCACAUUUGCCAUCCGAUUGGGAAAUCUAUAAAUAAAAGAACCCAAAUAGAUCUAGUUAAACUCAUGAUGUAUUACUACUUCAACAAAGUCUCAGAUCUUAUGGACACGAUUUUCCUUAUUUUGAGGAAGAAACGAGCUCAUGUAACGUUUCUUCACUUAUUCCAUCACUCGACUAUGGUGGCCAGCUCUUGGAUAAGCAUUGCCUACUACAGAGAAAAUAUGUGCCUUAUAUUUGGGUUGAUCAACAUGGUGGUCCAUUUUUUCAUGUAUACCUAUUACUUCUUGUCAUCAUUCGGUCCAAAGAUGCAGAAAUUUCUUUUUUGGAAAAAAGUAUUGACGAUAAUGCAGUUGAUACAGUUUGUAGCAAUGGUAGCACUAUUGUUGAAAAUGAAGAUGUAUAACUGUAAUUACGAUGUAACUUUCUGGAGAAUAUGGAUCUUUAACAUUCUGUUGUUCACGGGUCUGUUUUUGAACUUUUAUAAAAGAACCUACAAGAAAAAAAGGAAAAUAAGAUAAAUCUCAAUUUAUUUACAUGGCGGAUGUUUGUUGAUGUUCAAUUAAAUGCAUUGUGACUGAAAAAUUGUUUUUAUAAAUGACAACAUUAUUAGGAAAAUGAAUUAUUGUAUUUCCAUACCCUUAUAAGUAG